GACAUUAUAAGAUCUCUUUGGGGCCUCACUCAUCACAUUUUGAAGAGAUUGUUAUCUGCUCAACUUUGGCUAGACACACACAUGCACGCCUAUGCCAAUCAUAUGCUGAUGAAGAGAACAUUUCCAGUUCUUCCUUAGAAUCAGAAUGGCGCUCUCUCAACAAGGACCUGCAGAUUCAAGCACAGAGUCUACGGUUCGAUCUCCGCGAUGUCUCAAGGCAGUGGCUUUUGGUAUACUGUGUUUGGUUCUCCUGGUGACAGCUGUGGUGUUGACCACCAAAUUUCUGCAGGUUCCUCAGAAGGUCAAGAAACAGCAUGGAAUUGGGAAGAUGAGCAAAGAAAAAAUUAACUACACAAAUGAUAUAGAAAAUCUCAAGGAAGAAAUUGAAAACAAAGGAAAUCUUUCCACACUCUAUUGUGAAAAAUGGUUUGUGGAUAUAGAGAAAAUUUACUGUUUUCAUCUCUCGCACUAUUCCUGGAAUGAGAGUAGAAAGUUCUGUGAAGAUAAAGCCUUCAGCCUUCUUCAAAUCAACAACAAAGAUGACCUGGAUUUUAUGAAAAAGAAUGUGUAUCAUACUCACUGGGUCGGAUUGUCCUAUGCCAGAAUCUCCAGGAGCUGGACAUGGGAAGAUGGCUCCCCUCUCUCUCCUGAUCUGAGCCUACCAGGCCCAAGUGUAACCUCUCCAAUCACCUGUGGAGUGUUGGAAACCUCAAAACUAGGAGCUCGUGAUUGCAGCAUGAAAUUCCCCUUCGUUUGUGAGCAGAAGCAUAACAGAAUCAGAAGAAGGGAAGGUGGAAACUGACAUGGUCUUUUCCAGGAAUAACCCCAAACCAAAAAAGCUUGCCACUUUCUCCUUGUCUCUGUAAUUUCUGUAUACUUGUUGCCACUGAUCACUUCCAGGCAUUUUAAAUUCAUGCUCUCAGUCCAGAAACACAAACAGAUGAGAUGGUUUAGAGCAUUCAUUAAGCACGUGGAUGCAAAACACUCUGCAAAGCCCUGGGAAUUAAUUUACGGAGGAGAAUUAGACAUGGUUCCUAACCAACCGCUUAAGAAUAAAGCUGGUAAUA
Molecule: messenger RNA, 1067 nt
Organism: Ornithorhynchus anatinus (platypus)
Lineage: Eukaryota; Metazoa; Chordata; Mammalia; Monotremata; Ornithorhynchidae
Product: oxidized low-density lipoprotein receptor 1-like
Exons: 6
Coding region: 146-802 (218 amino acids)
Biological process (GO): inflammatory response; cell death; leukocyte cell-cell adhesion
Cellular component (GO): plasma membrane; signaling receptor complex
Molecular function (GO): low-density lipoprotein particle receptor activity
Source: RefSeq, a predicted model, not a curated record